UUAUAUUCGACAAUUACCGUCAGAAACUCGGUGCACUCUUUCACACGAAUCAGGAUGUUUAUCAAAGAGCCGUGCUGCGACUCGCUUCAGCGCAGAGAUUCCUAAACCAGAAUGCCUUGCGCUUCAAUGCACUGCAGGGCGUUGUCGAUAUGUAGUCAGUUACUAAUAUUCUUGCCGAAAGACCAUAACCAAGUAAACAUGCGAGUUGCAGUCAAGCUCAUUAUCUUCUCAGCGAUUUUACAAACUGGUGUCUCGUUGACGUGUUACAGUUGCUAUUCUAAAGUCAACUGGACUCACUGUGAUGAACAACAACAAAAGUAUAUCUGUGAACCGUGGCUGGACGUGUGCGCCAAAUCAAGGGCCUCUUUCGACUACAUGGGGUUAAAGUUUGAUGUUUACGAGCGGGGUUGUUUUAAAGGUGAUUAUUGCAACACAAUGGCUUGCAAGUUCAUUAGCCAAGCGGAAAACUGUGAUAUGCAGUGCUGCGAUUAUGACUUCUGUAACGAUGCUGCUCUUCCAACUAACCGCAAGAUUCUUGUCGGGUGCUUGGUGCUUUUUACACUGUUCAAAUAUGUGAUAUAUCGUUAAGAUUAGAGCGAUUGCACUGAACAAAAGAAACAGAUAACGAUUUUGGCCGUUGCAUCGGGAUAUUGUUGGGUAAAAAGUUUGAAACUCUUUCACGCUACGCUGCAAACCAAGCUUCAGUUCCAAAUAUUAAUUCAUACUUAAGAAGGAAUUUGUUCAAUAUUAUUUAUGAGAAUCAAGUUAGGAGCAUUCUCAUCGCCUCUCUUCUAGUUUAUAUAUUUGAUAACUUAAGACAAAAUGCCUUAAAACGCCAGUUUUGAGAAAUGCAGCAAGACGAGGAAAAAACCUUCUCAUCUUUGUAAAACGUAAAAAUUACGUGUAAAUUCCAGCUAAAGCUAACUAAAGUAAAUUUGUAGUCAAACGUAA
Orbicella faveolata is the source of this 951-nucleotide messenger RNA. RefSeq lists its product as uncharacterized. The record is from RefSeq and is a predicted model, not a curated record. NCBI's taxonomy places the organism in Eukaryota, Metazoa, Cnidaria, Anthozoa, Scleractinia, Merulinidae.